AUGAUUUCCGAACGAACCGAGAGAGAGUCGAGGCUUGUCGUAGAUAAGUUUUAUGAUCCAGUUAUUUGCAAGUACGUAUCAUCUGCUGCUUUAUCCGCCGUCUCUGCGGCCGCCAAAAGCCUACCUACCCUCCAUCGGAUAUUGAGUAGGUUGACCCGGGAAGAGAUCCGGACGAACCUUCCAACAAGUAGAAUAGAAGUUGACCACAAAGCUAUCUCUGUUGGAGACUCCUACCCAGAGGCCAUCUCGGGCAUGGGAAGAAAAGUCGACAGACAACCGACUGAACUAGGCAAUGCGGUUUAG
Messenger RNA from Beta vulgaris subsp. vulgaris (sugar beet), 303 nucleotides. NCBI's taxonomy places the organism in Eukaryota, Viridiplantae, Streptophyta, Magnoliopsida, Caryophyllales, Amaranthaceae. The record is from the annotation of a RefSeq genome assembly.